This is a messenger RNA of Lotus japonicus, 1580 nucleotides long. RefSeq names its product leucine-rich repeat protein 2-like. Gene Ontology annotation, molecular function: protein binding. The transcript is spliced from 7 exons. Lineage: Eukaryota; Viridiplantae; Streptophyta; Magnoliopsida; Fabales; Fabaceae. The record is from RefSeq and is a predicted model, not a curated record. Bases 631 to 1269 code for a protein of 212 amino acids.
UGCUAAUAGGGAAUCAAUCUAUCAUGUUCAACUUUUCAGAUUAUAUUUGUUAUUAAUUAGUAUAUAUCAGUUGUCGGAGUAGGAGAGUGAUUAUUCUCUCGUACGAAAUGCGUGUCAAAAUAAGCACCCUGGAAUUGCAUAGAGAUUGACUCAAGUAAUAGUGUUCUCGGAUAGAGACUUUCUCUUUCUGGCUGAAACAAGUUAGCAGCAUCCGUCAAUUAAUAAAGUGUUUCUCUACCUAUAUUAUAGUUAUGCCUACCUGAGUCAAUGUAAGUGUAUUCAUUUCGUGUCAAUACAAUACUCAUGCCAGGUCUUUCACGAUUCGCAGUUUUCUACAUGCUUAUAAAUAAAAAACUACUACAUGUCUUAAUUUAUAUACUUAAAAAAAACCAAAAUUGUAGCACGUUAGUGGAGGUUAGUGAGUGGGGUAGAUGGAGUAUUAGAUUUAGACAGGUGAAGUGAAGUGAGUCAAUUUGGGCAGGGGUGGUGGGUCCUUCAUAGAAGGAAAGCGUGUCAGUCUUGACUUUUGGUCUGAGUCUCGAGUCGAGUCUUCAUUGAUCUAUCUAUUCUCCAACCAAAUACUAUAACUCUCAAUCUCUCUUCUUUCUUCCUUCCACAUUUUUCUCUAGAAUGACUUGUUUGAUUUCCCUUUCUGUUUUACUUCUCCUCCUUCAGUAUCCUCUCUCAUCCCUCUCAGCCAACUCUGAAGGAAAUGCUCUGCAUGCUUUGAGAAGCAAGCUUUCUGACCCCAACAACGUGCUCCAGAGCUGGGACCCUACACUCGUUGAUUCCUGUACUUGGUUCCAUGUUUCCUGCGAUUCCAACAAUCAUAUCAUUCGCUUGGACUUGGGCAAUGCCAACAUUUCUGGAACUUUGGCCCCUGAACUUGGACAGCUACACCACCUCCAAUACCUGGAGCUCUAUGGGAAUAACAUAGGUGGGAAGAUUCCUGAGGAACUUGGUAACUUAAAAAACCUUAUUAGCAUGGAUUUGUAUGACAACAAAUUUGAAGGAAAAAUUCCAAACUCAUUUGCCAACUUAAACUCACUUAAAUUCCUACGGCUAAACAACAACAAGCUCACAGGAUCCAUCCCUAGAGAGCUCACUCAUCUUAAAAAUCUCAAAAUCUUUGAUGUUUCUAACAAUGACCUCUGUGGAACUAUACCAGUAGAUGGCAACUUCGGAUCUUUCCCAGCGGAAAGUUUUGAAAAUAACCAACUCAACGGCCCAGAGCUGAAAGGUCUGGUUCCUUAUGAUUUUGGGUGCUGAAGAAAGCAAGAAUUCACCUAUCAUCCUCAGACUGCUAUGGAGAGGCUUUCUUUACACUAGGGCAGAACAGUAUCAGAAAUGUGUGCUUGCCAGAAAACAAAUAUAAAUACGUUAACCUGUGUGUGUCAAUUUAUCUCAUAAAUAAGAUGAUGAUGAUGUUAGCAUCUGUUUGCAGCCUGAAUGGCAACAUUGCAGAGUUUCUAACUCUGAUAUGACAUUAAGAUUAACUAAACAUGUCUCAGUUCCAAAAAACAAUCUUGUUAUCUGUAACAGUUUAUUUUCAAUUCCUGAGAAAGCCCUUUUCUGAUUGA